AUGGCCUCUCAUGUGGUUGUGAUUGCCACGGAUUUCCGACGUGCCAAUGUUAAAGUUGGUCCGGGAAGCUACCUUAUCGACGUCCUCGAGGAAGCCUGCAAGAAGCUGAACUUGACAAGCGACAAAUAUCUUCUAAAACAUAACAAGAAGCAAAUCGACCUCACUCUCCCCUUCAGGUCAGCAGGUCUUCCCGGCGGAGCGAAGCUCGAGCUCGUCGUCAAGUCCAAUACCCCGUCUGCAGUGUCCGUGGCCCUCAGGUUACCGGAAAGCGAAGCCAAGCGUGUCCCCAACGGCCGACUCUCAGACAAAUUUCGAAGCGAUACCACACUAUGGAAAAUGCUACGGCAUUUCGAGAACACCUCGGCCGCGGGUGGGCAGCCCUUGAACUUCACGCAGAGGGGAGUUCCUCAGACCAGUAAUGGUGUUCAAGCUGGUAGUGGGCAGCUGUAUUACGAAUGUCCGGCCAUAGUGAUCAUGGGAAGAGAAAUAUCAUCACUGCCCGAUUUCCAGAAGACUCUAUCACAACUUGGGGUUAAUUCUGGUAGCGUGCUGAUGCAGCUGGCCUUCAAGAAGACGGACAAGACACUGGACGAUACCAUGAAGGAGAUUGAGCUGUUUUUCAAAGACGCCGACGCGGGGGUGGUGAAGAAAGAAGAGCCACAGACUGUGCCAGCUGCCUCUGAAAGUGAAGCCGCCUCAUCGGUUGAGACACCAGCUGGCGCGACGACAGAGUCAAAUGCUGUAUCUGAUCCCGUAGAUCCCCAGGAGGCUUCAGAGCGCUCAACUGAGCCGCCAGCACCGGAACCUAUGGAUGUCGACUCGCAAGUACCCGCAGACCCAUUACAGCCGGUCAAUGUCUACUCCGCACCAAGUGGCUCAAGUACCAUCCCAAUAGAAGAGCCGGACUCCGUCUACGUUCCCACGAUUGCGCAUGCACAACUACACCAGCAAAGACUACAGGCUAGUGGGCAGAAUAAGCGCCUCCUAUCAGACAGGGAGCUACAGGAGCGUGCUGCUGCUCAAGAAGCAAAGCUGGCAGCUAUCAAAUCGGUUGAUGUUAAGGGACGGUUCCCGGAUCAGACAUCCGUUGAAUGGCGAUUCGGACCAGAUGCUACCGGUGCUACUCUGCACAAAGCGGUACGACUAGUCAUGGCAAAUGAGACGGCCAAGAUCAAGCUUGUGCUUCCCGGAGGUAAAGGCUACAUUCAAGAUGAAGAUGGCCCUCAGCAUAGGCUGAUUAAGAGCUAUCAGCUUGAGGGGCGGGUUCUUGUCAAUGUAGUAUGGGAUGACAGCGUCCCGCAAGAUGUAAAGAAACAGCCCUUCUUGAAAGGCAGCGUCGCUAGCGAGGCCAAAGAGUACAAGCCUCCGCCAGUGCCACAGGGAGAGGAGGAAGAGGAAGAAAAGAAGCCAGCCGCUCCAGUCAAGACUGAGAGCAAGCCCAGCGGCAGUGGAGAGAGCGGUGGAAAGAAACUACCAAAGUGGCUCAAACUUCCGGGAAAGAAAUAA
This is a messenger RNA of Phaeoacremonium minimum UCRPA7, 1506 nucleotides long. Its product is annotated as putative ubx domain-containing protein. NCBI's taxonomy places the organism in Eukaryota, Fungi, Ascomycota, Sordariomycetes, Togniniales, Togniniaceae. The transcript has 2 exons. The record is from RefSeq and is a predicted model, not a curated record. Bases 1 to 1506 code for a protein of 501 amino acids.